AUGUCAUUGGGCCACCUUAAUCCAUUUUCCAUGCCAAUUGAGAUGAAAAUAUCAUGGGAUAUGAUAGUGAAUUCUAUCACAGAAUUGACACUGCAGAUUAACCACCUAACAGAUGAAGCAAAAAAUCGUAGAAAUGCCUUGGACACAGAAGCAACUGAGACCUUGACAGCUCAGGUUGCCUUGGAUAAGACUGCUGAAGAGUUUCGCCGUAGCCAUGCUGAAAGACAUGAACUGAUUAGUAGGUGGGAACACACACUAAAAAUGAUGUACAAGAGAGAUAAGGAUAUGGAUUCAUUGAAUAAUCAAUUACAAAAUCUGAAGAUGGAAAUCAACAAGAAAAAGGCAUUAAUUGAAGAGAAGAAAUUUUUUAGGCAAAAUGAGAUGGAGAACAAUAAACAGCUAGAGGAUAAGAUUACAAAGGUUGAAAAAGAGGGUGCCAAAUUUCGCCAGGAUUAUCAAGAUGCAGAAACUCAAAGAGCCAGCUUUCAUGAUGAGCUGGAGGCUUUAAAGCGCACCGUUGACAGAACAGCAGCUGAUUUUGAAGUUGCAAGGUCACAGGUGGCAGAACUGAAAAAACUGUAUUGUGUUGAAGGCAAAAAGUAA
This is a messenger RNA of Acanthosepion pharaonis, 603 nucleotides long. NCBI's taxonomy places the organism in Eukaryota, Metazoa, Mollusca, Cephalopoda, Sepiida, Sepiidae. The record is from the annotation of a GenBank genome assembly.